AAUACAUAUUUAGUUUAAUAACAAAAACUAAGGUUGCGUGGUUGUGUAGAUUGUAGCGUUGCCUGGACUGGAGUGAAGGGAGAAAGCAAAGCAUCUUCUUGAUUUUGUCUUUCUUCACCUUCUCAGCAAUGCCGCCUUUGUCAACAACUCACUUUAGCUACUGUGACACAAUUUCCUUCUCCUUUUGAUGUGCCCUCCAUGGACAUUGAUCUAGAGGUACCUAUAUGUGAGCAUGAGAAGCUUAAUAUUGGAUCUAGUGGAAAUAAUCUUACAGAUACAACAUGUGAUAUAUGUAUUGAGGAGCAUAAAAUCAAUCCUUCGUCAAUGACUGCACACUGUAAGGAAGUUUUAAGUGAAAAAGAUUUCUGCUGUCAGGAUCCGGUGGAUUUGAAUUCUAAUCAAGUGGAUGCAAUUGAUAGAUUUCCCAUUAAAGAACCACAAAAUGGCUUGGAAUUUGAAUCAAAGGAGGCUGCCUAUUCUUUCUACAGAGAAUAUGCUCGCUUAGUGGGUUUUGGCAUCACGAUAAAAGCCAGUCGACGCUCGAAAAAGUCAGGAAAAUUUAUUGAUAUUAAAAUUGUUUGUUCUAGAUUUGGAAGUAAGCGUGAGUCUGGUACAGCUGUUAAUCCACGACCAUGUACAAAGACAGACUGUAAGGCUGGAAUGCAUAUGAAGAAGAAGAUAGAUGGGAAUUGGAUUAUAUACAAUUUUGUAAAAGAGCACAAUCAUGAGAUCUGUCCCGAUGAUUUUGUCACGGGACGUAGCAAACAAAUAAGUAAUCUAGCUUGUCGUAAGAAGGGCAUGCAAUUGGCUCUAGACGAGGGAGAUGUGCAGUUGAUCAUCGAAUACUUUAUCUCUAUGCAGUGUGAAAAUCCAAACUUCUUUUAUGCAAUAGACCUGGAUCAGGAUAGACAUUUGAGAACUGUAUUUUGGGUUGACUCAAAAGGAAUAUUUGAUUAUAAAAAGUUUCAUGAUAUUGUGUUGAUUGACACUUUUUACCUGAAAAACAAAUAUAAAAUUCCUUUUGUUCCUUUUGUCGGGGUCAACCAUCACUUCCAGUACAUUUUACUUGGAUGUGCACUGGUUGGGGAAGAGUCUGUUUCAGCUUUUAUGUGGUUAAUGCAAGCAUGGCUCAAGGCAAUGAGUAACCUACCUCCCGAGGUGAUUAUCACAGAUCAGGAGCAAUUCUUGAAAGAAGCUGUCAUGGAAGUGUUUCCAGAUAAACAUCACUGUUUCUGCCUAUCACAUGUUUUAUGUAAAAUAACCAAGAAUUUGGAUUAUAUCAUAAAUGAAAAUAAUAAUUUUAUGGAAAAUUUUGACAAAUGCAUUCAUCAUUACUGUUCAGAUGAGAAAUUUGAAGAGAGAUGGUGGAAGUUGAUGAAUAGAAUUGAACUAAAGGAUGAUGAAUUGGUUCGGUCAUUGUAUGAAGAUCGUAAAAAGUGGGCGCCUACAUUCAUGCGGGACAUUUCUUUGGUUGGAUUAUCAACAAUUGUAAGAUCUGAGAGUGUAUCAUCUUUCUUUGACAAGUAUAUCCGUGUUGAUUCUACCUUUGAGGAAUUUAUUGAACAGUAUAAAGUUUUUUCUGUAGACUGUUUUGACAUUGAAGCCAAAGCUGACAUUGAAACAAAACAAAAGCAACCUACAUUAAGAUCUUUAUCACCUUUUGAGAAGCAGCUAUCCGCAAUUUUUACUGAUGCCAUAUUUAGAAAUUUUCAGUUGGAAAUAUUGGGAAUGAUGUCCUGUCAUCUGCAGAUGGAAACAGAAGGAAGGGAAACUUUGACAUUUCUUGUUCAUGAUUUUGAGAAGCGGAAGAAAUUUAUUGUUUCUUGGAAGGAAGCAGAUUUGUAUGUCUGUUGUUCAUGUUGUUUAUUUCAAUACAAAGGUUUUCUAUGUAGACAUGCGAUGCUUGUCCUUCAGAAGUCGGGCAUAACCAGCAUUCCAUCCUAUUAUAUUUUAAAACGAUGGACAAAAGAUUCAAUGGCCGCCGAUCAAUUUUCUGGUGACAUAAUUACCAGGACUGCUAAUCGAGUUCAACGAUUUAAUGACCUUUGUAGGCGGGCAAUUGUAUUAAGUCAAAUUGGAUCGUUAUCUGAAGAUACUUACCGUGUUGCAUCUCAGGCCAUGGAAGAAAUGUAUAAACACUGUGUGAACACAAAAUAUUCUGCCAGAAGCACUUCGGAUCCCAACAAGUUGGCUCUUGAUGCUUUUGAUGUUCGAGAUAAAAAUUAUGGCUGCAACAGGGCAAAACCUACUAAGAAAAGGAAGUCAUUCAGUAAAAGGGAAUCCUCUGAUCCAGAAAGAAUCAAUAUCAAGAUGAUGGAUGAUCUCAGAAAGAGGGAACAGAGAAUUACAAGAGCGCACAACUUCAAUAAUUGUUACAUUUAUCAGCAGAACAUGCAAACUGUGGACUUAGAUUCUAGAGCUUCGACCCUUGAUGCUUAUUAUGGGACUCAGCAGAGUGUGCUUGAAGAUGGGCAAUUGCAUUCCAUUGCAAGCCGUGGUCCACAUUAUGGGAUGCAGCACAGGAUGCAAAGACCGCUUCAAGGAGAGCUCACUUUCAGAACGCCAACAGUACAAGGGUGUUUUGACCUCCAAGAUAGUCUAGAAGCUAUAGAAGAACCUGUUAAGGCCUCACAGUUCCAUGACAUUGCAUCAAAGCAACUAGAAGCCGAUAAAUCACUUCCCUGAUAUCUGGAAGAAUACAGUUUUCUUUCCAUGUUAGAUUAAAGAUAUAUACGUAUAUAUGUAUAUGGAUAGUAUAGACUAGUACUAAACAUAGUUCUUUUUCUUGGGGAGUAGGGAAAAAUUGCACGCUUCAACAAAAAUGAGAAAAAUAUGACUUCAGACAUCUACUUAAAGUGUUUACACUUAGUUCAGUUAUAAAA
Vigna angularis (adzuki bean) is the source of this 2882-nucleotide messenger RNA. Its product is annotated as protein FAR1-RELATED SEQUENCE 2. Gene Ontology annotation, molecular function: zinc ion binding. The transcript has 8 exons. Gene Ontology annotation, biological process: regulation of DNA-templated transcription. NCBI's taxonomy places the organism in Eukaryota, Viridiplantae, Streptophyta, Magnoliopsida, Fabales, Fabaceae. The record is from RefSeq and is a predicted model, not a curated record. Bases 199 to 2685 code for a protein of 828 amino acids.